Molecule: messenger RNA, 2078 nt
Organism: Carcharodon carcharias (great white shark)
Lineage: Eukaryota; Metazoa; Chordata; Chondrichthyes; Lamniformes; Lamnidae
Gene: plek2
Product: pleckstrin 2
Exons: 10
Coding region: 299-1381 (360 amino acids)
Biological process (GO): actin cytoskeleton organization; intracellular signal transduction
Cellular component (GO): plasma membrane
Source: RefSeq, a predicted model, not a curated record
GAAUACAGAGAGAAUUUGGACAUUUAACAGUCAACAUGCAAGGAGAAACAGCCAUAUCAAGGGAGGGAUUCUUGGUCAAAAGGAUGUGAUACUAAAUCACAGGAUGGAGAGAAAGUACAGUGCUCAUGUUUUGGAGAGCUCCAUCUAUCCAGCUGCUGACCUCCUUUGUUCAGAAGGAAAAGACAUUCAUGCGGCUGCUGUUACCACUCUGCCACAGCACGUGACACGGACGGUAUUAGGACUCCUGCGCUGAAAAAGUCACAUAGACUCAAAACGUUAACUGUUCCUCUUUCCACAGAUGCUGCCUGUUUUUCCAGCACAUUUUCUGUUUUUAUUCGGGACUUCCUUAUUAUUUAAGGGUCACGUUGUUCACAACUGGAAAGUGCGAUGGUUCAUAUUGUCCAAGGACCAGCUUCUCUACUAUAAAAUAGAAGGGGGAAAGAGAGAGACUCGUCCCAGACGUAUCAUUUCUCUGGAAGGGUGUACUCUCCACUGCCCCUGUCUGGAUUAUGCAAACAGGCCGCUGGUGAUUAAAUUGAAGACAAAAAACUCUGUUGAGCAUUUCCUUGAAGCUUCUUCCCGUGAGCAGCGAGAUUCCUGGGCUGCAGACAUUCAAAAAAUGAUUAAAGCUUCUAACCCAGAUCACCAAGAGCAACUGAACUCUUCAAACGUGCCCUUUGAAAUACCAGCAAACAUUUACCUCAGCCACUUAAUCACUGACAUGCAAGAAUCCAGCAGUGGGAUAAAAGAGAUGACAAAUGGCGAAUAUGGGAAUACCUACAAACUGUGCUUUACAGGUGCCACUGUGGUUGACUGGCUGGUGUCCAGAAAUAUUGUCCAAACUCGUUCAGAUGGCGUCACGUUAGCCUCCCUUCUAAUUGAAGACGAUUUCAUUAAACCAGUCGGAGAUAAAAGUACAAAAGCUAUGUGGAAUAUUGCCGGCUCAGAUCAGUUCCUCGAUGAUUCAACAGCACUUUAUUGCUUUGCAAAAAAUGAGAGAAAGACCGAGAGUCCAAGUGAUAAGAUUGAAAUACCUUACAUGGAGCUUAGUGGCAAGAUUGUGAAGCAAGGAUUUUUGAUGAAGCAGGGACACAAAAGGAAGAAUUGGAAAGUGAGAAGGUUUGUUCUGAGGUCAGAACCUUCACACCUGCACUACUACGAUCCCUGCAAGGAAAAAAAUACUCAGCAUGUCGGUGGGUUGUCACUUCGAGGCUGCCUGGUUUCUGCUUUGGAAGACAAUGGAGUCCCACCAGGGAUAAAAGGAAAUGUUCAAGGCAAUCUCUUCAAGAUCAUAACCACAGAUGACGUGCAUUAUUACAUUCAAGCCGGAUCUCGGGCAGAAAGGUCAGAGUGGAUCCAGGCAAUCAAACAGGUGGCAUAAACAUCUUGCAAAAGUGUCCUCGGUUGGCAUUGGAAAGAAGAAAGGAAAUGAACUGUAUAACAAAAUUUCUAAAAAGUGCUCCUAUCUCAUGGCAUUUGGAUUUUAUUUUAAUUGCCAGAAAACGCAGUCUUGAAUGUGAAAACAUUGUUCAUAUAUUCUCUCUCUCAUACUCAAGUACACACGCACCACAGACACACACACAUCUACAUUGUCAACAGAAGUUGGCUUUGUGCUCUCUCUUGCUGCUGGACAAAGUGAACAUGGCAGACUUGGAUAUAAAAUAAUGGCCACAGGAGGUCGUAAUCUCCAAAUUUUGGAUUAAUAUUUGCUAUUUGUCCAUCUAUAAAUGUUUUAUGAAUGGAGUGUUACCAGACUGAGAUUGUACUCUGACCCCCAGUAACUGCUACAUGGAAAUGAUACUUUUCAAUGGAAUUUCGACAAGAUAGAAAAUGAUGCCUUUUGUUAUUGUAUUUAAUACCUAAAUUGUUAUUUAUGCACUUUAUUUUUCUAGAUGUCAUGUUGUAGUUCCUUUUUGUCAUGUUAUUGCUUUGUGUACUUUAUGGAAAAAGCUAAUGUAUUUGAAUGUUGCUUUUUCUCCUAAAAAAAAAUACUCAGCACUAUUUAAAGUUGGUCUGAAGUUUUGAGUGUAAUUAAAAGGAUAAACAAUUUAAUAAUUAAAGGAGGAAGCUGGAUGUUU